This is a messenger RNA of Paramisgurnus dabryanus, 3934 nucleotides long. RefSeq names its product importin 4 (gene ipo4). NCBI's taxonomy places the organism in Eukaryota, Metazoa, Chordata, Actinopteri, Cypriniformes, Cobitidae. Gene Ontology annotation, molecular function: small GTPase binding. Gene Ontology annotation, biological process: protein import into nucleus. The record is from RefSeq and is a predicted model, not a curated record.
CUCACGAGGCGUUUGGUCUUUUCAUUCCGCGUGUCAACUUUGUGAACUCAUGCGCCCGUGCAGAGAAUGAAAACCUAAGCCCAUUACAGUUUAACGUAGAUUAUAAUAACAUUAUCUAAACAUAACACUAAAAUAACCUCAUAUGAAUGCUGUUUGAUCUGAACAGUUUGUAAAUACUGAGAAAUCCCCACUCGUUACUGUUUAGUUGCCUGUCAUUUGGUUUGUUCUCGUGGCCGGUGUCGGCUUUUUGGUGAGUUUGAAUCGAAACGGAUUUAACGAUCAAAUCAUGUCAGAGGAGCUUGAACGCAUCUUGUCGCAGCUGACACAACCGGAUAACGCUGUUAUUCAGCAGGCGACAGCUCAGUUGAAACAAGCAUUUAAAGAUCCAGCCAUCAUCCCUGCAUUAUGUGCAGUUAUGACUGGAUCACAGGAUCCACAGAUACGUCAGUCAGCGGCUGUGAUGCUGAGGAUGAGGGUGAAAAAGCACUGGAAGAAGAUCAGUCCAGAUCACAGAGAGAGUCUAAAGGCAGUGGUGCUGCAAGCUUUUCAGCAAGAAACAGAGCAUACAGUUCGUCAUUCAAUUUCUCAGCUGAGCGCAGUGCUAGUAAAACAUGAGACCCCUGAAAGCUGGCCUGCUCUCCUCACCCUACUGAACCAGUCAACCAAAAGCAACAACCCGAAAGACAGACAGGUUGGUUUGUUACUGCUGAGCAAGGUUGUAGGAUCGAACCCAGAGCCCUUUAAGCCCCACUACAAACAGCUUCUUCAAUUAUUCGGCACUGUUCUUCAAGACUUGAGCAACCCAACGGCUCUCUACUACUCCAUUCUCACGCUCACAUCCAUCACGGCCUACACCGGCACAGAGGAGAUGAACUUAAUGCGAUCUCUGAUCCCAAAACUGAUCGUUGCUCUUAAGCACCUCAUUCAGGCAGACCAGGAUCAGGCCAGCGAAGCAAUGGAGGUUUUUGAUGAGCUGAUGGAAAGUGAGGUGUCAAUUGUUGUCCCACACAUCGCAGAGAUUGUGCGGUUUUGCCUGGAGAUCAGCGCAGAUGUUUCUCUCAGUGAUUCUCUGCGAGUUAAAGCUCUGUCGUGUAUCGCAUUUCUCAUCAGACUUAAAAACAAGGCUGUAUUGAAGCACAAGCUUUUACAGCCUAUCCUGCAAGUAGUUUUUCCCAUACUAAGUGCAGCGCCUCCUCCUGGAGAGGAGGACCCGGAGGAUAAUGAGAGCGACACUGAGGACAACAGUGAGAAUCCUAAACACUUUGCUGUUCAGGUGAUUGACACCAUGGCUCUUCAUAUGCCCCCUGAAAAACUCUUCAACCAGCUGAUGCCUCUUACUCAGGCCUGUCUGGCCAGUGAGAACCCAUAUGAACGCAAGGGAGGUCUCAUGUGUUUGGCUGUGUUGGCCGAGGGCUGUGCAGAUCACAUCCGCACCAAGUUGCUGUCAUCAAUGCUUCAAACAGUGUGUCGCAGUUUAUCUGACAGUAACCAGGUGGUCCGAAGCGCAGCACUCUUUGCCCUCGGGCAGUUUUCAGAACACCUACAGCCGGAUGUGAGCAAAUUUCAUGCUGAGCUGAUGCCAUUGUUGCUUGGAUACUUGUCUGCAUUAAACCAGUCCACGAUCGGCCACAUGACCAAAGCCUUCUAUGCCCUGGAGAACUUUCUAGAGAACUUAGGUCAAGAUAUCGAGCCCUAUCUGCCCACUUUAAUGGAAACUAUGUUGUCUGGACUUAACAAUGCUGAAAACUUUAAACUCAAAGAGCUGACUGUCAGCGCUAUUGGAGCAAUAGCGAAUGCAGCCAAAGAGAUGUUAGUGCCUUACUUUCCUCCAGUGAUUGAGAGUUUGAAGGGCUUCCUGAUAGACACACGAGAAGAGAUGAGGGCCUUGCAGACACAGGCUCUGGACACCCUCUCUGUGUUGGCCCGCAGUGUCGGUCAGGAAGUCUUCAGUCCAUUGGCAGCUGAAUGUGUACAGUUAGGUUUAAACCUCACUGAUGCAGUGGAUGAUCCAGACCUGAGGCGCUGCACAUAUAGCUUAUUCUCGUCUGUAUCUGCAGUGAGUCCUGAUUGUUUAAUUCCUCACCUGACGUCCAUCACCACUGUGAUGCAGCUGUCACUCAGAUCUACAGAGGGUGUGACGGCUCAUUUAGAGGAAGAAAAACAGUUUGUGCUCCUGGAUGAUGAUGAUGAUGCUGAUGAGGAGGAGGGCGAUGCUGUUUUAGAAGAAGAUGGAGACAAUGAGGUCGAUGACAGAGAUGUUGCAGGGUUCAGCGUGGAAAAUUCUUACAUCGAUGAGAAGGAAGAUGCCUGUGAUGCUUUGGGUGAAAUCGCUUUUAACACGGGAGUGGCGUUCCAGCCCUUCCUGGAGUCUAGCUUCCAGCAGGUGUAUGAGCUCCGUGAUUUUCCCCAUCAGGAUGUUAGGAGGGCCGCCUUUAGCGCGAUGGGCCAGUUCUGCCGAGCUCAGCACAAAGUAUGGCAGGAAAUCCCAACCGAGGCCAACCACCAGGCUCUGCAUAAGUUGUUGGAGGUAGUUUUGCCCUGUUUUUUGGAGGCAAUAAGACAGGAGAGGGAAAGGCAGGUGGUGAUGGCUGUUCUGGAGACUAUGAAUGCAUUGAUUAAAUCCUGCCAGGGGGAGGCACUGCAGGCUCCAGGGAGACUGGCUGAGAUCAGUAAUGCCAUCAGAGAUGUGCUUAAGAAAAAGACUGUGUGUCAGGAUGUGGGUGAAGAUGAAGCAGACGAUGACGACCAGCAGGCAGAGUUUGAUGCCAUGCUUCAGGAGUUCGCAGGUGAAGGGAUUCCUGUUUUAGCAUCAGCUGUUCCCGCAGAGACCUUUUACCCUCACCUCAAUGACCUGCUGCCUCUCAUCAUGAGCAAAGCCAAAUCCUCAUGCACUGAAGCAGACCGCUCAUUUUCCAUCGGCACAAUUGGCGAGACCCUCCACGCAUUGGUGGACGUUGCUGGAGGCAGGGCGGUUGCCGGGCGUCUGUCCAAUCGGCUGCUGCCGGUGCUCGUGGCAGGAGUUAGGGACAGUGACCCAGAAGUGCGCAAUAACAGCGUGUUUGCACUGGGAUCUCUCGCACAGGCCGCCGGUCCCAUCGUUGCCAAUGACUACCCCAUGAUGCUGUCGCUUUUCUCUAAUCUGCUCUCUAAAGAGUCCGACCUGAGAGUGAUUGACAACCUGUGUGCUGCCCUCUGCAGGAUGAUCCUGAGCCAUGUGGAGGGGGUCCCACUCGAACAGGUAUUUCCUGCACUUGUGGCUUGUCUCCCUCUUAAGGAGGAUAUGGAGGAGAACAAGACCAUCUAUAAAUGUCUUGCGUUUCUUUAUUCAAACAACCCUACGCUGGUUGUUAGUCAGCUCAAGCCAAUAAUAUCCGCUGCCAGUCAUCUACUGGGCACAAAGAACAUUGAUAUUGAAACUCAAAAUGCUAUGUUGAUGGUGCUCAGAGGUCUGGCACAGCAGCACUCGCAGGAAUUUCAGAAUGCUGUGAUGUCACUUCCGGAUGAAAAGAGAAACGUGAUGACCAUGGCUGUCAGUCAAUCAUAGCACCUUAUCCCAGAGGUCUUCCACUCUUGUGAAAGCUAGCCAAAUAGAUAAUAGGAUUUUUUAUUAUAUUAGUAAUUGGCAAAAUCCAUUAGCUGAGCAUAAACUCACUGGAGCACUUGGCUAUAAUACAGCAGUAAAGGGGUUGAGACGAUUAUCUCUUAAAUUAUUGCCUAGUUCAUGUUUUGUCCGUUUUAUUUUGUUUUACUAAUCUGUGUCAAGGUAUAUGUCGUCUUUUUCCAUUAUUGUUUACUUUGUCAUUUGUGUGCAUGUCUCAAUGAAUUUCCUGCUUUGCCACCUAUUGUUCAUAUUCCAUGAAAUUACGGCUUAAUAUUCGAGUGUGAAGCCUUGAAUUGCUUUUGUGGUGGAAAAAAUAUAUUUCUAUGAACUGUU